Messenger RNA from Saccostrea cuccullata (small rock oyster), 1392 nucleotides. RefSeq names its product alpha-(1,3)-fucosyltransferase C-like. Lineage: Eukaryota; Metazoa; Mollusca; Bivalvia; Ostreida; Ostreidae. Gene Ontology annotation, cellular component: membrane. The record is from RefSeq and is a predicted model, not a curated record. The transcript is spliced from 3 exons. The coding region runs from base 1 to 1392 and encodes 463 amino acids. Gene Ontology annotation, molecular function: fucosyltransferase activity.
AUGUAUGAUGAGGGAUCUCAGAUCAUAGUUGUUUUAGAUGUGUAUGAUGAGGGAUCUCAGAUCAUAGUUGUUUGUAAGACAGUACAGAUGUAUGAUGAGGGAUCUCAGAUCAUAGUUGUUUGUAAGACAGAACAGAUGUAUGAUGAGGGAUCUCAGAUCAUAGUUGUUUGUAGGACAGAACAGAUGUAUGAUGAGGGAUCUCAGAUCAUAGUUGUUGCUAAUUUGAAAAAUAAUCUCCCAUCACAGCUAAUCCACUCAGAGAUGUUCGAAAGAAAUGGCGUUUUUACAUCACUGUGUUUUAUAACAAUAAUAUCUUUUGUUAUAAUCCUAAGUCUGAUUCCAACUACAGAACGUUCUUUACUGACCUACCUCUCUACAUUAGAUACUUUUGACUCGUCACUCAACAAUACAAAUAUGACAAAUAAAGUGUCCAAAAACUCACUUCCAAGGAUGUUUCGCACACAUUGGUUUCAUGCAGAGGAGUACUUUGUUCAACAGCUACGGUAUUACGAUAGUACUCAAUGUCCCAUACCAGGCUGUGUGUUAGAAACAAAUGUUUCCAAGGCUGAUAUCGUGGUAUUCAGUCACAGACGUAUUCCUCAAACAGUGAUUAAGAAAGAAAAAGGACAAGUCUGGGUGUUUAACACGGCAGAAAGUCCGUACCACACGUGGAGACCAAGCAAGGAAUGGAUGAAACUUUUUGAUUUAUCCAUGUCGUAUAUGGAGGAAUCUGAUAUUUAUGUACCAUUCUACGGGAAACUGCAAAAAAUACAAGAACCCGCCAUCAAAAACUACACUGGAAUACUCAGCAAGAAAACCAAAGACACGGUAUGGGUUUCAAGCCACUGUCAAACUCCUUCAAGAAGAGAAAAACUGGUUGAAGAACUAAGUAAAUACUUAAAAGUGGAUAAAUUUGGCAGCUGUGGAACUAAAAAAUGUGGCAAGCAAUAUGAUAAUUUGAAGGGGUGCCAUUCCGUGUUCGAAAGAGACUACAAAUUCUUUUUUUCUUUUGAGAAUUCACUCUGCAAAGGUUAUACCACAGAAAAACUAUUUUCACUUUAUUUAAACCGUACUCACAUAAUACCUGUUAUAAAUGGACCAAAAGACGCCGGUCAUUAUCUUCCUAAAGGAACUUAUAUAAACAGUCAGGAUUUCCCUUCUGUCAGUCAUUUAGCCAAAGAACUAAUCAGAAUAGGUUCCAAUGAAACGGAAUACAUAAGCUACUUAAAGGAAAAGGACAAAUUUAUUCCCCAACUUUUUCGAAAAACUGUUUUUGAUGCUCAGUGUGAUUUAUGUAAAUAUGUAAGAGACGUUUAUACUGGGAAAAAGACUAGGAGAAAUAAAUCCUGGUUCAAUGUUUUAAAUCCAGAUGUAUAUUGUACGAUAGGUUAA